UAUGUCAGUGACACAGGCAAUGGAGUGGUUGAUCGAACACGCAGAUGACCCUGCAGUGGAUGCUCCGCUUCCAGGUCAGACACCAUCAGAAGCCACUGCUGAAGCUGGUGCGUCCUCUGCUGAGGCAGCUGCGGGUCCCAGUUCAGAAGCAAGUGGGGAAGAGGCUAAGGAUGAGCUGACAGAAAUAUUCAAGAAGAUCCGGAGGAAAAGAGAGUUUCGUCCAGACCCACGAGCUGUCAUUGCCCUGAUGGAGAUGGGAUUUGAUGAAAAAGAAGUGGUAGAUGCACUCAGAGUAAACAACAACCAGCAAAAUGCAGCUUGUGAAUGGCUGCUGGGAGACAGAAAGCCUUCUCCAGAGGACUUAGAUAAGGGAAUUGACACCAACAGCCCUCUCUUCCAAGCCAUCUUAGAAAACCCAGUGGUACAGUUAGGGCUAACCAACCCUAAAACUCUACUAGCCUUCGAGGAUAUGCUUGAAAACCCCUUGAACAGCACUCAGUGGAUGAACGAUCCGGAAACUGGGCCUGUCAUGCUACAGAUCUCCCGAAUCUUCCAGACACUGAACCGCACAUAGAGGGGAAUGCCAGUCCACUGCUCCACUUCCUCCUGUCCCGCACUUCACCUUCGCCUCAAUGGGAGGAUGCAUGGGUUGUUUGGGGAGGGGGGCGGAUGGAUGGGGAGGGUGCGAGAUCACGUUUGAAUGGGUCUCACACGAGAGCUUAUGUAGUUAUGGCCAACUGAAGUUAAUUGCCUUGUGGAUUUAGUGUUAGUGGAAGAGGUUUGAAGACUUGUUUAUGUUUUCAGGUAUUAGGUUUAAAAUAAAGUAUAUAAAAAAAUAGGAAAAGGUUUUGUGAAAACAAUUCAGAAUCUGAUUGUUGGAAAGAAAUAUUAUAUUGCUUGUUACAAAGGCCUGUGACAGUAGUUUUCUAGCCAGUUUUGCCUAGCAUCUGGCUAGUGUUUACAAAAGGUCACUGACCACUAGCGUAGGAUAUUAAUCAUCUCCAUACAGUAUUAAUUUAUGGCUAUAUCAAAUUAUAAAAUGCUUUUUAAAAUUGAUUCUUAGAAGAUGUUUUUUUUUAAAGUCCAAAUAUUGGGAGAGCAAGCACAUUUCUAUCCAAACUUCUUUAUCACACAUUAUAAUUUAAACAAAAUAGUUAAGAGACGGAAUUAUUUUAAUAAAUAGCAUUACUUUUUCC
Mesitornis unicolor (brown roatelo) is the source of this 1196-nucleotide messenger RNA. Its product is annotated as ubiquitin-associated domain-containing protein 1. The annotation marks the transcript as partial. The transcript has 4 exons. Gene Ontology annotation, molecular function: protein binding. The record is from RefSeq and is a predicted model, not a curated record. NCBI's taxonomy places the organism in Eukaryota, Metazoa, Chordata, Aves, Mesitornithiformes, Mesitornithidae.